Molecule: messenger RNA, 468 nt
Organism: Drechmeria coniospora
Lineage: Eukaryota; Fungi; Ascomycota; Sordariomycetes; Hypocreales; Ophiocordycipitaceae
Exons: 1
Coding region: 1-468 (155 amino acids)
Source: RefSeq, a predicted model, not a curated record
AUGAGAGUGCGGCGCGCCAGACGGUUUGAUCACUGGCAUCGCUAUUUCGCAGGGUACUUCCACGUGGCGAUCCUUGCCACGGCAAUGCUUGUCGGAGAAGCCAGUAUACUGGCUACACUCAUUGCACUCCUGCCAUUUAAAUAUCUCGAUAGGCGUUCCAUCUUGAUUGUAAUCCAGUUUAUCCAACGCCCACCCGUAUUGCAGCCUAAUCGCAUUAAGGUCGCCAUGAGAACAGGACGAGUCUUUCUGUUUUAUUUUCUGGAAGCCGUAGCAUGCAUCCUGCUCGCUGUUCUUGCAUUUUAUCGUUGGCUGAACCCGACAGGUGCCUUGUACUAUCGCAUAGAACGACAGGGUCUGAAUAGUGCAAUGAUGGCCCGCUUCACAGGAAUGUUCAGCCGUGAUCUCCCUUGUUACUGUUCUUUGCGUCGUUGUCUGUUCGCUAAUUUCAUACCCGCCCUCCGCGCUUAA